Suillus paluster is the source of this 306-nucleotide messenger RNA. RefSeq lists its product as uncharacterized. The transcript has a single exon. NCBI's taxonomy places the organism in Eukaryota, Fungi, Basidiomycota, Agaricomycetes, Boletales, Suillaceae. The record is from RefSeq and is a predicted model, not a curated record. The annotation marks the transcript as partial.
CUAGAUUCCACCAAGAGAAUCUUCCAGAGGUGGCGAAAGGAGUGGUUGGUGUCAGAAGACACAUGGGGCGAAGCAUACAAGGAAGCGCUCACACACACUCGCACGGAGGGGACACAUGAGACUGAUAUUUUCCUUGAUCAAUGUGUGAUGCAUGCUUUGGAGGGGAGGGCGAUCUUGGAAGCCAUACGGGGGAUUGUACACACCAGUUGCCCUUAUUGCAGGGAGCGUCUCAAGUACGACAGCGUUUUACUAUACGAUUUACUGGUUUCCGUGGUUUCGCAGGUAAAAUUCAUGGAGGUGAAACUA